Messenger RNA from Phymastichus coffea, 3382 nucleotides. RefSeq names its product dopamine receptor 1-like (gene Dop1). The record is from RefSeq and is a predicted model, not a curated record. NCBI's taxonomy places the organism in Eukaryota, Metazoa, Arthropoda, Insecta, Hymenoptera, Eulophidae. Gene Ontology annotation, biological process: adenylate cyclase-activating adrenergic receptor signaling pathway. Gene Ontology annotation, molecular function: G protein-coupled receptor activity. Gene Ontology annotation, cellular component: membrane. Bases 153 to 1496 code for a protein of 447 amino acids. The transcript is spliced from 8 exons.
GCGCGCCAGCUGCCGCACAUCAUGAUUUUAGCUCAGUGGUGCGAGAUAAUAUGUGAUGAACAGUGCAUAAUAGUGAAUAAUCACGUCGAAGAUGCAGUGCUUCUCACGUGAUUUUCAGUCAACGAAGUGCAGCCUCUGUAGUUAAACAUGAAAUGUUCUUGGUGCUAUACAGAUACUUAGUUAUGAACGACGAUACGAAUUUAACGACUGUGCCAAUAAUGGAACUUUGCUGCUACGAUAAUGUCUAUCCAACGUUUAUUGAUUCGGCAGUGUCGUCCCCAUACCAGAGUAUUAACCAGACGGACGAAUCAGGCGAAGAGCUUCCAGCGGAGAUUGCAGUCACACUACUGUCGCAGCUUAUAGUUGGUGUAUUGCUGGUAUUCCUAAUCUUCUUCUCGGUGGCCGGUAACAUUCUUGUAAUCGCAGCGAUAUGCACAGACCGAGCACUCCGUCGGAUAGGCAAUCUAUUCCUUGCCUCGCUGGCGGUAGCCGAUUUAUUCGUCGGCUGCCUUGUCAUGACAUUUGCUGGGGUAAACGACCUACUUGGUUAUUGGAUUUUCGGCUCGGGUUUCUGCGACACUUGGGUCGCUUUCGACGUCAUGUGCAGCACUGCAUCAAUACUCAAUCUUUGCGCUAUAUCGCUCGAUCGGUAUAUUCACAUUAAAGAUCCUCUCAGGUACGAGAGGUACGUGACGAAAGGUGUCGCUUGGGCGAGCAUACUGACGGUUUGGAUGAUGGCCAUACUCAUAUCGUUUUUGCCUAUUAGUCUCGGUCUGCACAGGCCAAACGAACCGCCGAUAGAACAUAUCGUUGGCAAUAUGUCAUAUCCGACGUGCGCAUUAGACUUGACGCCGACAUAUGCAAUAGUGUCGUCAUGUAUUUCCUUCUACGUGCCGUGUAUCGUGAUGAUAGGCAUCUACUGUCGCCUCUACUGUUACGCUCAGAAGCAUGUGAAGAGUAUAAGAGCAGUGACGAAAUUGCCCGAACCAUCGUCACUAACGAAAAGCUUUCGUUCCAAGAGUAAACGUAUUAAAAGUCCCAAACCACAGACCAAGUGUAAACCUACGAGCCCUUAUCACGUGUCGGAUCACAAGGCAGCGAUAACCGUGGGUGUUAUUAUGGGUGUAUUUCUCAUCUGUUGGGUGCCGUUCUUUUGCGUCAACAUCGUCAUGGCUUUCUGCAAGACUUGCAUACCUGAUUUAGCAUUUCAGAUCCUCACUUGGCUGGGCUACAGUAACUCGGCCUUCAAUCCGAUCAUCUAUUCGAUCUUCAACACGGAAUUCCGCGAAGCGUUCAAGCGUAUACUGACGAAAGGUGCGCGCGGUCGCUACAAUCAGCCGUCGACGAGUGAAUGUGGUGAAUUUCGGUCAGUGGUGGUAACCAAACGCAACGGAUCAAUUGUCGAGUGUAACAUUAGUCCACGCUCAAGUGCCGACAGUUGUCAAGUUGGUCCUCUUGGGCAACGCCAUCGCGACACUAUUGUUAGCGCUAUCUAAAAGACAAUCAUUGUGUGUACAUAUAUUAUCGUAUAAUGCAUUUUAUUGAAGAUUGGACAUAUCUAUUGAAUGCACCACAGAGACUCUUAAGUACUCUAUCUAUCUAAAGGCUGAUGUGUACAACCUUUUAAUUUUUUAUUGUUUAAAAAGUAAUAAAACGUUAUUCAGCGAACAAAUUUACAUAUCAAUCAAGUUUCUGAUCACCAUGUACUUGUUUUAAUCGUAAGACGGUAACAAUUAUUUCAACAUAUCAGCAAUAGUGAAAUUGAUACUGUACAAUUUAUUAUUUAUACAUACAUGCCGAGUACAGUAUUAUACGGAAACACUCAAAUUUUGAAAGUUGCGACGAAUUUUAUUAUACUUUAGAUUAUAGUUAGGAUUUAGUCUACAAACAAAAGAAUCGCUACUUGGAUUCUAUCAAGUAAAGAGGAUAGUCUAGAUUGAAUAUUUAGAAUGAAAGUGAUAUUGCCUGAAAAUUAUUGUUACGUCAUAAGCGGAUUCUGUACGUCAAAAUUACAAAAUUAAGUAUCUACAUGUUAUUGUUUAUCAUCGGCAAAUUUUACGAGAAGUAUAUAUUGUUAAAUAGGAGUUGCUAAAUUCACAAGAGAUUUAUUAGAUUAUUAAACUCUGUGCAUCGUAUUGUUAGAAGAUUCACUUUAACAAAAGUAAAAAUUGCCAUGACACACAAUCAAUAUUGUUGCUGUAAAAUAAAAGUCAUUUUUGUACUAUCAAAGCUUUGAUCUUAGACUGAUUAAGUUUCAAAGUAUUGUAUAUAGAUUUUUUACUUGUGAUAGAUUGUAGAAUACAUAGUUGAGUUAUGUACAAUUACUUUUAUGUCCCGUUCAUAAUCGAUUUACAUGUUUUAUCCCCAUUAAAUGCUUUCAAGAAACAAAUAAUUUAUGAAAAUGUCAAGUUAAAACACGAAAAAAUAACGAUUUCUUUUUUAUUUAUAAGUCAGUCAUCAGACAUGAGCUUUAAUAAUUAGCACGAAUAUCUAAACUUGCAGGAAAUAUUACUUAACAUGUAUUUGUAUACGAGCGCAAUAACUCCAUGUAAUACUUUUCCAUAUGAAUACAGGGUACAUUACUCAUAGCUGAUGGUAAAAUAACGUAAUAAUUGAAGAAUUUAAGUUUUGGAAAAGUUUUCGUAAGUUUUUUCCUUCUCUCGCAUGUCAGACAAAAAUUUGUUAACAAAAAAGCAAUUGAACAGUAUUUUCCAAAAGCGGGCCAAGAUGUGAUAUUUGUUUGUUGUGACGUCAAGUUGACAACUCAACUUUACAAAUUUAUUUUUUGAAUGAAAAGCUAAAAAGCCCUUUUUUUAAGUAAAUAAAUGUUUAUCCUAAGAAGCCACACAUGGAUUCCAUUUAGAAACUGCACAAUUUGUUGAGUAUACACUAAUUAAAAGCAUUGUACUAUUAACAAAAUUAAUAAAUGAAAAGUUGUAAUAAGAGAUGAUACUUAACGAAUAAUAAUGAAACUUUGUAUUACUGGCAUAUCUAAAAACAAAAUGAAGUAUAUAAUGCUUAUGCAUAAGAAAUUGUUGAAAAUUAGAACUGAUAUUUAACUGUCGUCAGGAAAAACCAUGAAUAAUAGAUUUAUGAAAUCAUAUAUAGUUAAUGUAUUUAUGUAUAUAUUAUAUUUAUAAAUUGUUGUAAGAUUAAAGUAAUUAUGCAAUUACGUAUCUAAUGUGAUAUUAAGUUUUCAUAUAUUAUAUAAAUAUUAUGAAAUCUAUGGAUCACAUUAUUACUAAAAGCAGCAAUUCAGUACACUUUUUACAUCAGAUGCAAUCGAGUGAAUAUAAAUGUAUUCAUGAUGGCAGCAAAUAUGGAUUAUUAAUUUUUAUCCUAAUCAUAUGAGCUUUCAUUUCUUUACGAUUGUAACUUCGUU